GAAAUUUAAUUUGUAUAUAAUCCAUCGAUUAUCUAAAGUUGAUAAUUAAGUUUGUUAAAUAUCGGCUAAUUUUUAAGUAUCUAGCUGGAGGCUAUGUUAUCGUCGUCUUGGUGAUUCAACGAUUUGUUCGAAGAUGGAGAAUUCCAAAAAAUAACAAAGAUUUGAUGCGUUUCCAUCCAAUAAUAGAUUUUUAUAGAGGUGGGAAAAGCAUUUAAAUCCUGCUAUCGCGUAGUAAGACUGGCCUCGAGUGGCGAAUCUGAUGACGGUGGGCUUGUACCACCACCUUGUAAGAAAAGGCACUUGGAUACGGAAGAAACCAUGUUGCAGCCUACUAAUGGCGUUUUGCAACACAAUGGAUCUGUGGAUCAGCCCUCCAGUUCAUCUAUUAAUGGUACUGGCAAUGGAGAUGGACAAGUACAAAACAAUGGGUGCAUUAAGGGAGGUUCAAGUCAGGAAAUUAUUCGCCUUAUAGGUCAACAUUUAAAACUCAUAGGUCUAAAUCAAACUGCUGAAGUUUUGAUGCAAGAAUCAGGAUGCCGCUUGGAGCAUCCUGCUGCCACACAAUUCCGACAUCAUGUCAUGGAUGGUGAAUGGAACAAAAUAUUUAGUGUUCUGUUUGUUGAAUGCAUAUAUUAUGUAAGUUCAGAUUUGAACGAACUUCAGACUCUAGUAGGAAGUUCAUGCAAAUACUUUUUGGAUAUGAAGUUUUUGAUAUUUGAACAAAAAUACUUAGAAUAUUUGGAGGAUGGAAAAGUUUUAGAUGCACUCCAUGUUUUGCGUAAUGAAUUAACACCUUUACAACACAAUAUUGAUAAAGUUCAUAUUUUAAGCAGUUAUAUGAUGUGUAGUGGUCGUGAAGAAUUGAUGAAACGAGCGAAUUGGGAGGGGAAAGGUCUUAAAUCUAGAACUACACUUAUGGAUAUGAUACAAAAAUUUCUUCCUCCUCAUAUCAUGUUGCCACCAAAAAGGUUGCAUAUGUUGUUGAGUCAAGCUAUAGAAUUGCAAAGAAAUCAAUGUUUAUUUCAUAACACAACAUAUGAUGACUCCAUAGAAAAUGUAUCUUUACUUACUGACCAUAAGUGUUCAUUAGAGCAAAUUCCAUGUGAAACAGUUCAAAUUUUGACAGAACAUUGUGAUGAAGUUUGGUUUUGUCGUUUUUCACCCAAUGGUAAAAAAUUGGCCACAGGUUCAAAGGAUGCUUCUAUUAUUAUCUAUGAUGUUGAUCCAGAAACUUUGACUGUCGAGCAAUCAAUUACUUUAGAUGGUCAUUCCUAUGGCGUGAGUUACCUUUCUUGGUCACCAGAUGGUGAACUUCUCAUGGCCUGUGGCCCAGAAGACUGUCCUGAUUUGUGGGUUUGGAAUGUAAACACAGGAGUUUUACGCUUGAAAUUGUCACAUUCCUCUGAUGAUUCACUCACUGCUUGUUCAUGGCAUAAAGAUGGCCAAAAAUUUGUCUGUGGAGGAAUCCGCGGACAAUUUUAUCAAUGUGAUUUAGAAGGAUCUGUUUUGGAUUCUUGGGAAGGUGUUAGAGUAAAUUGUCUGUGGUGUCGUUCAGAUGGAAAAACUGUCUUGGCUGCAGAUACACGUCAACGUAUACGUUCAUAUAAUUUUGAUGAAUUAAGUGAUCAAAAUUUAAUACAAGAAGACCAUCCCAUUAUGUCUUUCACUGUAAAUAAAACUGACCGUUUAGCACUGCUUAAUGUCGUAUCUCAAGGUGUUCAUUUAUGGGACUUAGAAGAUAAGUGUUUAGUUCGUAAAUUCCAAGGAGUCACUCAAGGUCAUUUUUCAAUUCAUAGCUGUUUUGGUGGUGUUAAUCAUGAUUUUAUUGCUAGUGGAAGUGAAGAUAACAAAGUUUAUUUGUGGCAUAUAAAACAUGAAAAGCCUAUAGCAACUCUAACUGGUCAUACUAGAGCAGUUACAUGUGUUAGUUGGAAUCCUGUGUACCAUCAAAUGUUGGCAUCAGUUUCUGAUGAUUGCACUGUUCGUAUAUGGGGUCCUUCAGCUAAAUAUCGCAAACAAAAGACUAAUAAAAGUGAUUAUCUAUGGCUAACAAAUGGAAGUAGACUAGAAGUCAAGAAACUUUUGUAAGAAUUUUUAUUUAUUAAAAUAUAAAUGUUUGGCAAAGUUAAUAGUUACGCUCGAUUUUAAGUGAUAUAAAUAAAAAUACUACGCUUUUUAAA
This is a messenger RNA of Daktulosphaira vitifoliae (grape phylloxera), 2180 nucleotides long. RefSeq names its product WD repeat-containing protein 26. The transcript has 14 exons. Gene Ontology annotation, biological process: proteasome-mediated ubiquitin-dependent protein catabolic process. Gene Ontology annotation, cellular component: GID complex. The coding region runs from base 319 to 2088 and encodes 589 amino acids. The record is from RefSeq and is a predicted model, not a curated record. NCBI's taxonomy places the organism in Eukaryota, Metazoa, Arthropoda, Insecta, Hemiptera, Phylloxeridae. Gene Ontology annotation, molecular function: protein binding.